AUGUCUCAGCAGCCAAUGUCCGAUGAUGGCGUGCCAGGGGAUUUCGAACACCCCAAUCAGAAUCUACGCCGGUCCAUCAUUAUCACACUUUACUUUGCCUUCAUCCUGUCCACAGCUGCCGUCGCUCUCCGGCUGCUAGCGAGGAAGAUGAAUGGCACCCGGUUGUACCUGGAUGAUUAUCUGAUUCUCAUCGCUCUUCUUUUCAAAUAUGGAUGCUCCAUUGGCGUUGCGAUCCUGCUUUUCAACGGGCUGGGAUCCCACAUCACAAUGAUUCCCCAGAAGAAUCUCACCGUCUAUCUGAAGAUUGGAUGGUCCAAUCCCUUGGUGUAUACCAGCUGCAUCGCCUUUAUUAAAUUAUCCAUCCUCGCACUUUACAAGCGUUUAUUCUCCACUCCGCGUAUGAUCCUGGCCGCCAAUAUCGUCGCCGGGUUUGUCAUCCUAUGGGCCCUGAGUGUUUGUGUGGUGGGGGUCAUGUUGUGCCUUCCGGUCAACAAGUUUUGGGAUCCAACGGUGCCAGGAUCCUGUCUCGACUCCGCCCAGUAUUACUAUGGCCAGCAAAUCCCCAACAUUCUGACCGAUGCCGUUCUUCUCGUGAUGCCUUUGAAAUUCGUGUGGGCACUGCCGAUCUCCAAGACCCAGAGACUGCUGCUCUCAGGAGUGUUUGUCACUGGCGGCUUAACCCUGAUUUUUGAUAUCGUCCGUCUUGUUGCCAUGAUCAACCUGACACGCUCUGGUCCUGACGUUACUUAUAACCAAGUCCCGGUCGUGGUGUGGACAUGCAUUGAAGCAACGGUCGGGAUUAUCGCCGCCUGUCUUCCUAACAUGAGGCCGCUCUUCAAACUCAGUCGCGGCAGUUUCUGGUCCCAGCUGCGAUCUGGCACGGGCCAUUCGAAGCAGCCGCUCAACCCGUCCCAGGAACUGUCGAUGCAAAGCAGCAACUAUGACCCUUACUUUACCCAGACUAACAUCUAUGCUCGACACAGUGUCUCCAUUCACUAUAGCAAGCCUUGA
Messenger RNA from Aspergillus bombycis, 1011 nucleotides. Its product is annotated as putative integral membrane protein Pth11-like. The transcript is spliced from 6 exons. The record is from RefSeq and is a predicted model, not a curated record. NCBI's taxonomy places the organism in Eukaryota, Fungi, Ascomycota, Eurotiomycetes, Eurotiales, Aspergillaceae. Bases 1 to 1011 code for a protein of 336 amino acids.